This is a messenger RNA of Penaeus vannamei (Pacific white shrimp), 552 nucleotides long. Its product is annotated as keratin-associated protein 19-4. Lineage: Eukaryota; Metazoa; Arthropoda; Malacostraca; Decapoda; Penaeidae. The record is from RefSeq and is a predicted model, not a curated record.
UCUCGUCUGCAUUCGGUCGACGCUCAGCUCCCUCUCGCAAGCAACAUGAAGCCUGUAUCGAUGCUUCUGGCCGUAGCAAUGGCCCUAACAUGCCUGGUGAGCUGGAGCACCGCCAUGCCUGCCCCUGACCCCGUGGCUGACCCUGACCCGGUGGCUUUCCCUGAUGCCGUGGCUGACGCUGCCCCUGCGGCUGACCCUCACCUCGGCUACGGAUAUGGUGGAUAUGGGGGACGUGGAGGAGGCUAUGGAUAUGGUGGUUUUGGAGGCUUGAGCUACGGGGGUCGUGGCAACUACGGAUACGGCGGACAUGGAGGUUACGGAUACGGCGGUCGAGGAAAUUACGGUUACGGAGGUGGUCGCUAUGGCUAUGGACGUGGCAGCUUUUAUGGAUAAUCGACUUCCUGACGUCAGGCUCUUCCACUGCAAAUGGCAGGAAUCAAAAUAAGCAGCUGAUGUGUUACUUAUUACAGAACAGGCUUAAUAGUAAUUGUCUCGGAAAACUUGGCACUGUUAUUUAGAAUUUGGUCUCAACUAAAUAAAUUUCUACUACUA